This is a messenger RNA of Scedosporium apiospermum, 2751 nucleotides long. Its product is annotated as putative coatomer subunit gamma. Gene Ontology annotation, biological process: intracellular protein transport; endoplasmic reticulum to Golgi vesicle-mediated transport; intra-Golgi vesicle-mediated transport. The coding region runs from base 1 to 2751 and encodes 916 amino acids. Lineage: Eukaryota; Fungi; Ascomycota; Sordariomycetes; Microascales; Microascaceae. Gene Ontology annotation, molecular function: structural molecule activity. Gene Ontology annotation, cellular component: endoplasmic reticulum; COPI vesicle coat; Golgi membrane. The record is from RefSeq and is a predicted model, not a curated record. The transcript has 5 exons.
AUGAGCUACGGCAAGAAAGACGAAGACGCCGAUUUAGGCCUCGUCAAGGUCGAUCGGACCCAGGUCUUCCAAGAGGCGCGGUUGUUUAACAGUUCCCCGAUACAACCUCGGAAAUGUCGUAUCCUCCUUACCAAGAUCGCACUCCUCCUGUACACGGGGGAGAAGUUCCCCACAAAUGAAGCUACCACGCUCUUCUUUGGCAUCUCGAAGCUAUUCCAGAAUAAGGAUCCCAGCUUGCGACAAAUGGUCCACCUAAUCAUCAAGGAGCUUGCCAACUCCGCCGAAGACAUAAUCAUGGUCACCAGCACCAUCAUGAAGGAUACUGGCGGCAGCGCCGAGUCCAUCUACCGACCUAAUGCCAUUCGAGCUCUGUGCCGCAUUAUCGAUGCUACCACCGUGCAAUCGAUUGAGCGAGUAAUGAAGACGGCAAUCGUGGAUAAGAACCCAUCGGUAUCUUCCGCUGCCCUCGUAUCCUCCUAUCACCUUCUCCCCAUUGCCAGGGAUGUCGUUAAGCGAUGGCAAAGCGAGACCCAAGAGGCUGCAGCCUCGACGAAGUCCUCGGGGGGCUUUUCCCUAGGCUUCUCUGGCAGCCAGAUGCCUGCCAACAACUCGACUAUGACGCAAUACCAUGCCAUUGGACUCCUCUACCAGAUGCGCAUGCACGACAGGAUGGCGCUCGUCAAGAUGGUGCAGCAGUUUGGAGUUGCUGGUGCCGUCAAGAGCGCCGCUGCGGUUGUCAUGCUCGUCCGGUUAGCGGCCCAGCUCGCCGAGGAGGAUGCCUCGCUGAGGAAGCCCAUGAUGCAGCUUCUCGACGGGUGGCUGAGGCACAAGUCGGAAAUGGUCAACUUCGAGGCCGCCAAGGCCAUCUGCGACAUGCGAGACGUUACCGACAACGAGGUUGCGCAGGCCGUGCACGUCCUCCAGCUCUUCCUCACGUCGCCGCGCGCCGUUACCAAGUUUGCGGCGCUCCGCAUCCUCCAUAGCAUCGCUUCGUUCAAGCCCAACGCCGUUAGCCCUUGCAACCCCGAUAUCGAGCUUUUGAUCUCUAACAGCAACCGGUCAAUUGCCACGUUUGCCAUCACGACGCUCCUUAAGACGGGUAACGAGGCAAGCGUUGAUCGAUUGAUGAAGCAGAUUUCGGGCUUCAUGUCGGAGAUUACCGAUGAGUUCAAGAUCACCAUCGUCGAGGCUAUCCGAACCCUGUGUCUCAAGUUCCCGAGCAAGCAGGCUGGCAUGCUCACGUUCCUCAGCAGCAUCCUCCGCGAUGAUGGCGGCUACGAGUUCAAGAGGGCGGUCGUCGAGAGCAUGUUUGACCUGAUCAAGUUUAUCCCCGACUCCAAGGAGGAGGCGUUAGCGCAUCUAUGCGAGUUUAUCGAGGAUUGCGAGUUCACGAAGCUGGCCGUCCGCAUCCUUCACCUGAUCGGGCUCGAGGGCCCCAAGACGGCUCACCCGACCAAGUAUAUCCGUUACAUCUACAACCGAGUGGUUUUGGAGAACGCCAUCGUCCGGGCGGCUGCGGUGACUGCGCUCGCCAAGUUUGGUGUUGGUCAGAAGGACCCCGAGGUCAAGAAGAGCGUGCGCGUGCUUCUUACUAGGUGCCUUGACGAUGUCGAUGACGAGGUCCGUGAUCGGGCUGCGCUCAACCUUAGCCUCAUGAAGGAUGAGGAGGACGAGCUUGCGGAGAAGUUUGUCAAGAGCGACGACAUGUUCUCCCUCCCAUACUUUGAGAACCAACUCGUUCUUUACGUCACGUCGGACGAGAAAUCUACGUUUGAUUCUCCAUUCGACAUCUCCAAGAUCCCCGUCGUCACACGCGAGCAAGCCGACGCCGAAGACAGGACAAAGAAGCUAACGGUGACCACGCCCUCACUCAAGCCUCCCAAGGUCGGCCCCACAAAGACCAGCGCCUCGGGAGCGGACGCCGGAGCGUCGGCCGCAGCUGCUUCUCAGCGCUACGCGCAAGAGCUCAUGCAGAUCCCCGAGAUGCGCGAGUUCGGCAGUGUGCUCAAGUCGUCUCUCCCCGUCGAGCUCACGGAGGCCGAGACGGAAUACGCCGUCAGCGUGGUCAAGCACGUGUUCAAGGAGCACAUCGUCCUCCAAUACGACGUCAAGAACACGCUCCCCGACACGGUGCUCGAGAACGUGUCGGUCGUGGCGACCCCGGCGGACGACGAGGAACUGGAGGAGGUCUUCAUCAUCCAGGCGGAGAAGCUGGCGACCGACGAGCCCGGCAAGGUGUACGUGGCGUUCCGCAAGGUCGAGGGCGAGGGCGCGCUCCCCGUCACGCAGUUCUCCAACGUGCUCAAGUUUACUAGCAAGGAGAUCGACCCCGCCACGGGCGAACCCGAGGAGACGGGUUACGACGACGAGUAUGAGGUUGCCGAGUUUGAGUUGGCGGGGAGCGAUUAUGUGGUGCCGACUUUUGCCAGCAACUUUAAUCAUAUUUGGGAGCAGGUUGGUGCCGCGGGCGAGGAGGCGCAGGAGACUUUGCAGCUCAGCAGCGUCAAGAGCAUAUCAGAUGCUACGGAACAACUCAUCAAGGCGCUCUCCCUACAAGCGCUCGAGGGUACAGACGUGCCCGUCAACCAGACCACGCACACUUUGAAGCUCCUGGGCAAGACGGUGAAUGGAGGAAGGGUCAUCAGCAGCAUCAGGAUGGCGUACUCGGCCAAGUCUGGAGUCACGAUGAAGAUUGUGGUAAGGGCCGAGGAGGAGGACGUGGCUGCGUUGGUUAUCGCUUCGGUGGCUUAA